Molecule: messenger RNA, 750 nt
Organism: Cimex lectularius (bed bug)
Lineage: Eukaryota; Metazoa; Arthropoda; Insecta; Hemiptera; Cimicidae
Exons: 5
Coding region: 13-738 (241 amino acids)
Biological process (GO): nuclear-transcribed mRNA poly(A) tail shortening
Cellular component (GO): P-body
Molecular function (GO): mRNA binding; translation repressor activity
Source: RefSeq, a predicted model, not a curated record
CGAUUUCGUGUAAUGGCAAAGUGUAAUUGCUUGAAAAAAAAACUUCACCCGAUCAAGAUGCCUGUCAAGGAGAAAAUAAUCCCCGAUGAAAUUUUCGGCAUUAAAGCAAUAACACCAGCACCAGAAAUGGAAGGAAUUUUAGAUUGGUUGAAGUUCACAAGAAUUCAUAAAUACUGGGCUUUUUUCUCUCAUUUGAGCUACGAAGCCCUGAUCACGUUGAAUGACGAAAAUCUCGAUCUAUAUUUGCGUGAGUUAGGAGCCCGACAGAGCUUUAUGGUCGGGACGAGGAAGAAAAUUUUGAAAUCGAUCGAGGAAUUGAGAAAUAGGACCCAACAGCUAAGAGACUUGGACCCUUUUGAUGUCGAAUUUUCUUGCUAUGUCAUAUCGACAAUUCUCAAAACGCCGAUUUGCGACUAUAUCAAAGAAGUUGACGGCACUUACAUCACAGGACUUUUGAAAGAAAAAAUUACACAAGUCGUCGAUGCUGCUCGGAAAAGAGGAGAGUGGUCCAUAUUUAUAAAAGCCAUGCUUGAAGAGUACGUCGAACACAAAUCCAUUCCGGACUUUGACAAAAUGUGUGCCAAGCAGUGGUUGAAAUACAUCCAGUUCGAUUUUCUCCCUACACCUGACUUAAGUUUGGGAUAUGAUCAACGGGCCAAAGAAAAGCCUAGUAUAAUGAUGUUGGCAAAAUUGGCCAAUGCCAAGAAACAAGACUACAACAACAACUACUUCAAUUAACCCCGCAUCGGU